Molecule: messenger RNA, 7911 nt
Organism: Purpureocillium takamizusanense
Lineage: Eukaryota; Fungi; Ascomycota; Sordariomycetes; Hypocreales; Ophiocordycipitaceae
Exons: 5
Coding region: 2234-7075 (1613 amino acids)
Biological process (GO): positive regulation of transcription by RNA polymerase II
Cellular component (GO): nucleus
Molecular function (GO): transcription factor binding
Source: RefSeq, a predicted model, not a curated record
CAACCACAUUGUCUUCGUCCCCCUCAUGCCUCGUCGCCUCGUUCGUUUGCGCGAUGCUUCUUCCGCUUGCUGGGCGGCCUAUUUGGAGACCCUAGCUCUGUCGAUGGGCGGAGACGCCGGAGUGCGAGCGAGCGUGAGGGAGCCAGCCAGGCCACGGAAGAGGGAGGGGGCCGGCGACGCCUCGAAUCCAUCUGACGAUGCCGCUGCUACCAGCUCGCCGCCGCCAACAACGACGGCAGCACUGCGCUCGCUGCCAUCAACCAAAGUAGCGGCCAUGCACUCUCAAAAGGGCGCCCUGUAAGGUACGGAUCGCACGAAAAAGGACCAAGAAAAAAGGGUGGUCGGUUGUCCAGCCUCCCUCAGCGGCCAACGAUCGGCUGUGGUGCAACGCGCAGAUGCAACCCCGCAAUAAGCCGCGCCGCUGCCCGUCUCCAUCUUCAGCACGUCCUCCCCGGCGUGUCUUGUACAGCACAGCACAGCACGCACGUACAAAGCCAUGUCUCGAUGGACAGGUCGUUCCCCCAAGCAUGCGUCGCAUAACCAACGUGGGCUCUGGCUCAGACACCCACUCAUCAGGCGUCGACAUGGCACGAUCGGCGGCUUCACGCCCGCCGAGCAUCAUGUCCGACGCGCGCCAUGAUUCGCCCCAAUGCGCGCCCGCCCGCGCGGGAGAGGGAGAGCCUCGAUAAGCGGCACCCAAAGACUCCCUAUGCCGCGCAGAGGGGCCUACUACUAAGUUAGUAGUCCGUGGGCGCUGCGAUAUCCACUCCUGGCGCCAACCCCCGGUGCGUCCUUGAGCUGCCAAUUCGUUGCUCGACCGACAAUGUUGAAUUAGGUCGGAUCAACGUUCGACAAGACGAGCGCAAGUGCGGCCCAUUCACGGCCUGUGGCUGGCCCCUCGCGGAGCAACAAGACGGUCAUAGACCCUGGUUCGUGCCAUGCACGCCUCGACGACUUGCUUGGGGGCUUGGCUGGCCCGUUCCCGGCCACUGACAGGCUGGCCUGCAGCCGUCUACGCGCCAUGCUGCGACCAUGUUUGGUCUCGCCUUCAAGGGUUGGCAUGGGCCGUCCGCCCGUCACACCACACCAUCUUUUCUGCGAGGCCCUGGCUUGGCCUGGUUCCCCCAUCUGGCCAUCCAUCCAUGCCAUCCAGCCAUGCCAUCCAUCAUCCAUGGAUGAUGCCCGCCGUCCGCCCAACCCUGCCUGGCCCGCCGACCGUGCUCCUGCUCCCCUGUCUGGUCCCCCAUAUCGCUGCCCGUUGCUGUGUCUCCCUGUCUGUCUGUCUGUCUGUCUGUCUGUCUGUGAGUCUGUGGCCUAGUUCCCUCGUGUCCGUCUGGAUCCCCGUCUUCGUCUUUCUCACUCCCGACGCGCGCCUCGCCUGCCUCCUCUCUCCUGUCGUCUUUCAUUCUCGUCCUCGUCCCCUUCCUUCGCUGUACUUCGUACACCACCACCUUCCUCACCUCUCUCUCACCUUUCUGUGUCACCCCGACGUCGCCCGCGGCUCCCCAAGGCGUCCUCUGGCAUAAGUCAACGGGUCGCGCAUAUUCCCAUUCCGCCUGCAUUUGCAUCUCGCCUGUGCAACCCCCAACCACGAGAAAGCCCCCAAGCGGCACGAAACAAGCGCCGACCCCGGCCCACUGCUCCUCCCCAUCGAGCCAUCACAGUCAGGACUUGUGCUCCUCUCCUGCGCCUCUUGGACCAUUCCUGCAAAAAGCACCAGGGCUCCCCGCCGGUAUUCCAUCAACCUACCUCCUCACCGCAAUACACAUCGCAACCGAGACAUACCUCGUCGGCGCCCUCGUCCUGCCCGCGUUUGUCCCACCCGAACUUGCCUACCGCCCGACCAGCGUGCGAUCGGCUUGCCUACCCCGCCGCCCAGUGUCCGCUCCGAUACGAGCCAUUGCGGCGCCCGAGACGGCCCCAGUCUGUGCGAGGGUAGCCGUGUCCGCUCGCGGACAAUAACUGACCUUCAUGUGAUGGGAUAGAGGUCGACGACAAAACCGCCACUUGCCGCUCGUUUUCCCGGUGCCUCUGCGCGAUAACACGCAACCCGGAGAGGAGAGGCUCGGCUUCAUCGACGCCGCCGUGGCACGGUGCGAGUGCCGUUCCACGGGGACUGUCAUCUCUGACCCUUCCAGUGGACGAAUUCCCGGGGGUCUACCCGAAGCAUCGUUCAGGUAGCAACGUGGAGGCUGGGAGCGCAUCCGCCACCCGACCUAGUAUUAAGCCGGCCAUGUCCACUUCAUCGUGGAAUCGCACGGCCAUGAGUUCCGGACGGUCGUCAACGGCCAGAGGCGCUCACCCUCAAGACGUGACGACCAUGCCGUCAGUCAAGGAUUUGAGACUCCUAGAUCCGUGUGCCGCCACGGCAUCCAUGCUUCUAUACGCUCAAGGUCCCUCGAUUGUAUGCUGUCACCACGAUUCACUCACUAUUGAGAGGAGAUUUUCGAGGCACGCCGAGGAAGUCCAACUACUCGCGGUAGACAACCAGAGCGAUAUUGGUGGGGGUAGGCUGGUAGUGAGCUAUGACGCCGGCCAGACUGCCAUUGUAUGGGACUUGAUGACCGGCGAUGAGGUUGCGCGCUUUGCCUCGUACGAGAACCUGACGGUGGCAGCAUGGAUGAGAAAUGGAAACGUAGCCUUUGGCAACGCGCAAGGAAGCAUCAUUCUGUUUGAACCAACAACUUCUGAGCACAUCUCGUCACGUACAAUCGACCAGAUUGCUGUCACAGCACUUGCGCCGUCAUCUGACUGUCGCACCUUUGCCAUCGGAUAUCAAAAUGGAUCGCUUCUGAUUGCUACCCUUCAGCCUCGCUUCACUAUUCUGCACAAUUUGACAACCUCCAGGGGCCCCUCGCCCAUAGUCACACUAGCAUGGCAUGCGUCCUCGUCGAAACAGAAGUCCGACAUGCUGGCGGUUCAGACUCAUGACGGCGACUUGAGGGUCUGGAGUGUGGCCAAGUCGUACAGCGCCGACGACCCAGCCAAGGUAGUCCGGAUACUCCGCCGGAGAGAAAGCUUUCUCGCUGGGCCAAAUUGGAUGGGUUGGUCAAAGAACGGACGCAUCAUUCAAUUCUCGGACUCCGAGACACUAUCAUGGGAUGUAAGGACAAAGCACGUCACCUUUGAUUCGAUACCCACGCUGGAGCACGUCAAAGGCCUGGCAGUCUACGGACCAGGCGCCACCCUGUUCACCAUAGGGCCCAACUGCACAGUCCAGCAGUUUGACCUCAACUCGCCUUCCAUCAUGGUGGCCAACGUCCAACACCCCGCAAACCUCCUGCCGCCCUCCCCACCCAACUCAAUCGAAGGCCCGGGGAUCAAGUCUGCCCACUCAGCCACCACCAUCAACACUUCCGACUCUGAUGCCACUUCCGCCCCCGUGGAGAUGAACAUCUCGGAGAGCGACGAAGACCACGCGUCGCCCUUUGCGCGGAUUGCGGCCAGGGGUGCUGACUCAGGAAACGAUCGGUCUUACGACUCAGCUAGCCCGGUCUCGAGCCGCAGUGGCUUGUCAUCACUUUCAAAGUCGUCGGCAGGCUCGCGGACGCCAGGUCGUCAUCAUGGCUCUCUAAGGUCGCGGGCCAUGACUGAGAACACGUACAUCUCGGCGGGGUCUUCGCUGAAGUCGUCUGUUAGCGGCAGGAGAGAGGCAGACACGUAUUCCAUGGGAUACUCUCUGCCGACGACCAGCGUGCCAUCGAUAGCGUCGUCAAGAUCCAGGCACAGGCCAUCUAGGUUGAGGCAUGAGAUCCCGCGGAGUCCUGAGGACAACAAAGUGCACGAUCUAUUCAAGUAUACGCGCGCACGACUCAGCGACAUCCCAUACAAGCACCCUCGAGGUGCCGACAACUCACGGCUUACCAAUGACGAUCUUCGGCGCCAGAUGCUGAGCACUAUUUUUGGAUGGAACAAGGAUGUGGAGGAUCUCAUCUUCGAUGAAAUGAACCGUCACCAGCCUGGAUCUGCCAGUCGCAUCUUGUUGGCCAAGUGGCUGGGCGACAUGGACGCCGACAUCAUGGCUGGUAGCUCAGCGAAUAUGUCCUCGUCAGAUUGGAUGUUGCUGGCGCUGAGUGGCAUUGGUGGCCAGCAGUCUCAGCAUAAGCUUGGCCGAGCCUUUGUUCAGAAGCUGCUUGAGAGUGGCGACGUCCACGUCGCCGUGACCAUUAUGUUGGGCAUGGGUGACCACAACGAUGCCAUCGAAGUCUACAUCUCGCACAAGAGGUAUAUGGAGGCACUGAUUCUGGCCAGUCUCACGUACCCAAGCGUCUGGGAGCGCCAGGCUGCCAUCAUCAGGAAAUGGGGUGAGUGGGCUGUACAGCACGGGCAACAGCAGCUUGCCAUCCGUUGCUUUGCUUGCACAGACCAGGAGUCCACGGAGCCCUGGACUUCGCCCUCGGCGGCGCAGCUCAACUUUCAGAGCAUCACCCCCAGUAUCCCAGAAGUGCUGAGUCCCCCGCUCUCUCCCCCUGGGGUCCAGCGCGGCCCGCAACGGAGCAUCGCCAAGACUUCGGCACUGAAGCUCAUCACCUCGUUCGGGGACCAGAGCCAGAAGUCAAAGUUUUAUUCUCAGGGCGAUGGGGGUCAGACACCAAUCGCCGCUGGGGUAACGCCCAUCGCCGAGUCAGCAAUCUCUCCGGGUGGCUCCUAUGACGCUGCAACUGCCUUUCUCCGGCCCUCCAAUAAUAGCAGGUUCAAUACACCCACGUCGGCACGCGCCGGAGGCUCUAGUCUGAGCCGAGGCAGGCUGCCGUCCAUCGGAGAAGUUCCUGCCGAUCUUAAUCGUGGCAUGAUCUCGGCGGCUACGGCUUCUCCCGCAGAGAACAUGGACGUGCGUCCCGGGCACAGCCGCAUGUCCUCGUCGGAACAAGAGAAUCUUGCCGCUGGAAUCGCGCUGCAGCGGGCCGCGACUGCCAGCCCCAUGAUGAUGCGUGACCGAUUCAACCGUGUCGUUGUUGGCAAUGCUGCUAAUACGGGCGAACGCCCGCCGUCUCCUAACCAGGACAUUAUCGCCAGGAUGCGACAGGCAACGUCAACCCGCCGCAACGGCUCUCGGGAUAGAAUUCCGCGGGGUGUCAACCUACAAGUGCACACUGAACAACCGAGCCUCGCGGAGGUAACAUCCCCGGAGCAAUCGGUCUCAUCUUCGACACGGUUCCACUGGCCUUCGAGGCGCCGGGGACCUGGUUCCGUUGCGAGCUCCAUCACGUCCACCUCAAGCGCCGGCCGCAGCCUACGGACCAACCCACGGCACCGGGACGACUACAUCCACAGCCUGGAGACGGCCCAGCAUUAUUCUACGAGGAAUCGAAGCCGCCACGGGAGCAAGGAACGUGCCCGCGACUCAUCGCGAGGCCGCCACGGCAGCAGGGAACGGCGUGCGAAGUCAAGGGAGGCAUCCGAGGAGCGGGGCCGGACAUCUGCGCGAAGCUGGACGAAGCCCAAGCGAUCUCCCACCUCACCAGUCCCCAUGUCACCGGAGGACUUGGCCAUUUUGACGACCAAUACGUACGUCGACGAAGCCGCGGAACCAAGCACGGUCAGAAAAGCGAGUGGGACGAAGUUCAAGAGCGGUAGUCGGACUUCCAGCCGUGGGAGCGGCCGCCGAAGUCCUGAUGGACGACCCCGUCCCGCAGCGUUGGACAUUCGAGGCAGGACAAACGAUCGGGAAGGCGCCCACCAACGCUCACCCUCGUCUCCCCUGCCACUGUCGGCGAGCGCCCUGCACUAUCAAGGGUCUGAGGAUGAAGAAGACUUGAACAAGGCCAUGCUUGCUCGGGAGACAUUCCGCGCCAAGCACAGCCGCAGCGGAAGCCGUACCGUCGGCUCCCCGCAGGUGCCCAAGAGAGAAAGGUCAGAGAGCCGUCGCAAAGAAGCCGCCGAAGCCCUCGACACACUGACAGCUCUCGUCUCCCACGGGCGGGCCACAUCGACAGAGCACGCAGGUGACCUCCGGCAGAUGAAGGAUGAGCGCCAGCGCAAGAAGGAGCAGGCUGCGCGAGAGCUCGAGGAGCGUCGGAAGUCGCUGGCCAAAAGACCGCAGGCACCUCAGAUUCCGCACCCUAACGAUUUCAUCCCGCCCGAGUCGAGGGUCGGGGUUGAAAUGUCGCAGACGAACGAGCAGGAUCUGCCGCCGCGAAGCGCAACGGAGCCGCCCAAGAGCAUGUAUGCUCGCAGCGGGCCUGCCAUCGGCCUGCCGGCAACGCCAAAGGCGAUGAGGCUCAUCCUCGAGGCCGAAAACAGCAAGAAGGUGGCCCAGGAUGCUCCAGAGAUGCCGCCGGUGCCCGUCACGUUUGCCCAGAGUCUCUCUCCCAACACCUCGCCCAAGAAGGAGGCGUCGUUAGAGCCAUUGACGCUUUUGCCCUCAACCGUGUAUCAGCCGCCCCAGCGCCCGAUGAUUCCUCGAAGCAUGUCGGCGCCGAUACCUGACGAGCCCGAUCACGCAAGGUACUCUCGCAAGGCCAGUGUCGGGGAAGUUCGAGGUAUCGACGAGGUGGUCGGAAGCGGCAGGCGCCGGUCUGGAGAAUACUCGGUUCCGCCGCCGCCGCCGCCGCCGCCUCUGCCAGCGGUACGCCCUAUGCUAAAGGAGCUCCAGCAUCUGGCUGUUCCUCCGCCGCCCCCUCCCGCGCCGCUGCCGCAUUCACGGCGUACUCCGAGCCAGGGAGCCAUCGGCUCUGGCAUGAUCGAGAUCGUAAUGGACGACGACGAAAACGCACCGGUGGCGGCAGCGCCGAAUGAUGGCAUGGUACCAGUGAUCCCGCCCCCCGCGCCUCCAUCAAGGGGCCACAACCGGGGCCGCAGUAUCGGCGACGGUGGAAGCAUAUCGGGACGCCUGUCCAAGGCCACGGAGCGGCUCAGGUCGGCAAGCCGCGGGCGCAAAGAUGCCGCUAGGACUGUCAGGUCGCCGUCGGUCGACCUCCCCAAGGAUGCAGGGCUGAUUCAUGCUAGCCAGGUGAGGUCGCCGGUCGCCGGGGUGCCGCCUCCGGUCAUGUACGACACGGAGCUGCUUCGUUCCCCUAUCGACGGAAAGAGCAAACACCUCUCCACUGGUCUGCACCGAAGCGAGAUGAUUUGAUGCGCAUGCUUUCGAGCCGAUCUUGUUUCAACCUUUACGCUCCUUUGGAUUUUUUUCUCCCCAACUUCAAUUCGUUCGACCACGGCGUGGCCCCCGACGCGGUCGCGAGCUGUUGCCAGCCUGCCAAGCAGAUACGCCAGGCUCAGAAAAGCAGACGUAGCAUCUAGACGCUUCAGCACCAGUUCUUGGAUUGACUUCUGACUGCUCCUUUUAUAUCAGCCUUACAUGUUGCGUUUUUGGGGGCAUUUUUGGGGUUUCUUUUCUGGUCGCACGCGCUGGCUGCAUCACGACGGGUGUGGUUCUGCAGGCGAAGCACAUUUGUAAUGGAGACCUUGCUGCAUGUACCAGCUUUCCAGUCUCCAUAUCUUAUGAUUGAUGACGAUUGGGCUCACGGGCGGGGAAAAGGCCACACGGGACGGGCAGCAGAGGUGAGGGUGUGUAUUCGUGUUCGCAGACGGGCGAGGAGCGGGCGAGGAGGCUUGCUUAUACAAUGCUGCCUCGCGGCACCAUGUUGCGGGAAGGGGAAGAGUGUAUCGAGCAGAUCAAGGGGACGUGACGGUGGUCGACGGGGUUAGUUCUGUGUGGCAUGCAAUAUGCAACGCAAGAAGCUUUUUUUGUUGGAUAGCAACGAGAUGUGUGUGGCACGUUUCAAGUGUGCUGUGCGCUGGUGAUUUGUGUGUGCAUGUAAGUGGCUGCGUGGUGACGAUGGAGUAGGUGACUGGAGGGGGGGUUCGAAACCUGGCACGGGUAAAGAGAACACGAUGAGGAAGACGUAUUGAAGAGACUGCGGGAAAGAAAGUCAGUGUGAGGAUUAAUCCACGUUGAUCUAUCGGAAC